This is a messenger RNA of Penicillium robsamsonii, 1257 nucleotides long. RefSeq names its product M48 family metallopeptidase. NCBI's taxonomy places the organism in Eukaryota, Fungi, Ascomycota, Eurotiomycetes, Eurotiales, Aspergillaceae. The transcript has 8 exons. Gene Ontology annotation, biological process: protein quality control for misfolded or incompletely synthesized proteins; mitochondrial protein processing. Bases 1 to 1257 code for a protein of 418 amino acids. Gene Ontology annotation, cellular component: mitochondrial inner membrane. The record is from RefSeq and is a predicted model, not a curated record. Gene Ontology annotation, molecular function: metalloendopeptidase activity.
AUGCUCCGUCAAUCUAUGGCGCGCGCUUUCCGCGCAUGCGCAUCCUCAUACCCUUUCUUAUCGCCGAAACCAUCCAUCCACCUCAAGGCCGCCUCACUAGCAGCUCAAACGUCGCGCUCAUACAAUGCCUCAGGAUCUCAAUUCUUUACUCGUUGGGCUACCUCUCUGCGCUCUCAGAUUGCGCCCCUACGACAACCCCAAGCCCAAUCACAACUCUCGUUUCACACACCUUCCCCAAGAAACCGGCGGACGUUUUUCUCAAGCCACCAAUCCCCCUACCAACAAAGGCAGAACCAAUACAACCGAUUCCAAGGCAGAGCCCGCCGACCUAUCAUUUACCGCUUAGUGCAGAAUGCAAAACCGCACCACUUUGUUGCGAUUGGCGUGGGGAUAUCCGGACUUUAUCUAUACAACACGGAGAUAGUGGAGAUGACCGGUCGACGACGGUUCAACUGUGUCUCUCGCCACCAGGAGCUAAAAAUGGGCGAAGAAAGUUACCGCGAGGUCCUCAUUGCCGAGCGUGGCAAGGUCCUACCCCAUAACCAUCCUCUUACUCGUAUGGUGGAUGGUGUGCUGCAACGGUUGGUCCCGCAGGCGCCUAUCGAGGGCGCCGACUGGAAGGUUCAUGUUAUAAAGGAUGAUGGAAUGCUUAAUGCUUUUGUGCUUCCUGGGGGAAAGGUAUUUGUCUACACGGGUAUCUUGCCCGUUUGCAAAGACGAGGAUGGCUUGGCUGCUGUGCUGGGACAUGAGAUUGCCCAUGUUGUGGCUCAUCAUCCUGCAGAGCGUAUGAGCACCAGUUUCAUUACGCUGGGAGCUGUAUUCGCUAUCUCUUUCUUGUUCGAUGUCUCCGGGCAGUUUUCUUCUUUCCUAUUGAAUCUUAUGUAUAGCUUGCCGAACUCGAGAACGCAAGAGGCUGAAGCAGACAAGAUCGGACUAAUGAUGAUGUCCAAAGCCUGUUUCAACCCCGAGGCUGCCGUCAAACUAUGGGGUCGCAUGUAUGAACAGGAGAAAGAGGCUCCUCCGCAAUUCAUGUCCACCCACCCAUCGAGUUAUAACCGAAUGGAAGCCAUUCAAGGAUGGCUCGACAAGGCCGAGGCAAUAUACGACGAGAAUGGGUGCAGCUCUGUCAAAGGAUACAUGAACGCCAAGCAACUGGCGGGCUCCCCCCUCGUGCAAACCGAGCAAACCCACCACCGCAGCUCCAAAAAUUGCCUGGCACAACAGCUCCAUCCACUCCCUCACAUUCAACCCAUUUGA